GUUCAGCCAACUAAUGAACACCCAGUUCUUCCAUUUGAUUCUGCAAUGAGUGGCAUGAACAUAUGACUGACCAGUUUCUCACUGUCCUUUGAUUUGCUGCUAAAAAAUUAUGCACUGCUGAAAAUAUACUGUACAAUAUAUACAAGAGCACAGUUAACAUCCUUUUGAGUCAUGGUAUUGUUCAUCCUUUUUGUCAUAGUAUGAACUGUAAUUUUAUGACUAUCUUCAAGUUUACUCUAGAUUUAAACAUGAAGAAUGUCACUGAAGUUAACGUAUUUGUACUGAAGGGCUUCACAGACAAUCUUGAACUACAGAUCACCUUCUUCUUCCUGUUUCUAGCAAUCUACAUCUUAACUCUCAUGGGAAAUUUAGGACUGAUUGUACUGGUCACUGGGUAUUCCCAGCUCCACAAUCCCAUGUACUAUUUUCUUAGUGUUUUGUCGUUCUUGGAUGCCUGCUAUUCUACAGUUGUCACUCCAAAAAUGUUGGUCAAUUUUCUGGCAAAAAAUAAAUCCAUUUCAUUUACUGGAUGUGCAACACAGAUGCUUCUCCUUAUUACUUUUGGAACCACAGAAUGCUUUCUCUUGGCUGCAAUGGCUUAUGAUCGCUAUGUAGCCAUCUACAACCCGCUCCUGUAUUCAGUGACCAUGUCACCCAGAGUCUAUGUGCCCCUCAUCACUGCUUCCUACAUUGCUGGCAUUCUGCAUGCUACUAUACAUACGGUGGCUACAUUUAGCCUGUCCUUCUGUGCAUCCAGUGAAAUUCGACAUGUCUUCUGUGAUAUCCCUCCUCUCCUGGCUAUUUCUUGUUCUGACACUCACAUAAACCAGCUUCUACUCUUCUAUUUUGUGGGCUCUAUUGAGAUAGUCACUAUCCUGAUUGUCCUGAUCUCCUAUUUUUUCAUUCUGCUGGCCAUUCUGAAGAUGCAUUCUGCGGAAGGGAGGAGAAAAGUCUUCUCCACCUGUGGGGCUCACCUAACUGGAGUGUCAAUUUAUCAUGGGACAAUCCUCUUCAUGUAUGUGAGACCAAGUUCCAGCUAUGUUUUGGAGCAUGACAUGAUAGUGUCGAUAUUUUACACCAUUGUGAUUCCCAUGCUGAAUCCCAUCAUCUACAGUUUGAGGAACAAAGAUGUAAAAGAGGCAAUGAAAAAAAUAUUUGGAAAAAAAUCAGGAUAUCAAUAAAGUAUACUUUCAUAGUAAAAAAUAGAUUUUAAAAAGUUAAGAGUGAUACUCUGCACCCCAGUACCAAGAGCCUGUCAUUGUGGUGUUAUGAUAUACACUGGCUUUCAUCCAAAAUUCCCAUAGCCCUUGUUACAGUCUUUUGUUAUAAGGUUGGGUGUGUUAGGCCUCAGGGGCAGGUCUUUUACAUUCUCCGGCCCUCCUUUCACUUGCCCAAGGCAGGAUUCCAAUGUUUGCCUUACUGAUUGUGAGUCUUAUGACUCUCCCAUGAGAGAGUACCGCCCUAAUCCUUGGGGGAAGGAAUGCUGAUGCCUUGAAGCUUCCAUAAAACCUAGGAGGAUAGGAUUCAGUGAGCUUCUGGAUAGCAGAACCUGUGGAAGUUGCUAGAGAGUGGCAAGGUCAGGGAGGGUAUGGAAGCUCUGUACCCCUUUUCUUAUACCUUGCCCUACACAUCCCUUCAUUUGUAUCCUUUGCAAUAUCCUGUAUCAUAAGCAAGUAAUAUGUUUCCCUGACUUUUGUGAGCUGCUUCAGUAAUUUAAUGAUACCCAAAGAGGGGGUCAUGGGAGCUCCAACUUGAAGCUGGUUGGUCAGAAGUUCCAGAGACCCACACUUGUGAUGUUCCUCCUCUCCUUGCUAUUUCUUGUCUGAAACUCACAUAAACCAGCUUCUACUUCAAGUGUUGUUGGGAGGCAGUUUUGAGGACUGAACCUUCAACCUACGGAAUCUCCAGGUAAACAGUGUUGCAAAUGAAUUAGAGGAAACCAGGUUUGUUUCUACUGCGUGGUGUGGGAGGAAAAAAACCCCCACACAUUUGGUCACUGAGGUUGUUGAUGAUUACUGUGGUAUGACAGUAGAGGAAAAGCCUGGUUAGCAAGAGUUUUCCCUAGACAAUAAUGAAAAUGUGUAAUUUAUUAGCAUAAUUCUGUUUUUUUCUUGAAUGUUUUAAAAUAAAGGUCAUAGGUGACCCUGUAC
This is a messenger RNA of Callithrix jacchus (white-tufted-ear marmoset), 2150 nucleotides long. Its product is annotated as olfactory receptor 5T2. Gene Ontology annotation, molecular function: olfactory receptor activity; G protein-coupled receptor activity. Gene Ontology annotation, cellular component: membrane. Lineage: Eukaryota; Metazoa; Chordata; Mammalia; Primates; Cebidae. The record is from RefSeq and is a predicted model, not a curated record. Gene Ontology annotation, biological process: G protein-coupled receptor signaling pathway.